AUGUACAAAUUACUAACAAUUUAACAUCCUCUGCUUUCCUCUGAGUCUCUCUUGUCUAGAAGGAAAGCUUUGAUUUCUCAAGUUAUCCAUGCUCUACAAAACAAAAGAAAAGACAAAGAAAUGAGAGAAUAUCGAAUUCUAUUUCUUAGGAUCUGAGCUGAAUCUUGUCUAUUUCAACCAAGCAAAUUGUGCAACCGCUUCUAAUUCUGCGAAUUGUGCUAGUUCUAAUUUUAAUUUACCAACUACUUGUUAUGUUUCCCCUUCUGUUGUUGGUGCUUUUGGCACAUCCCCGAUGGGUUUCCACCGCGAAUGUAACAAAUGGUACUACUUCAAUAGUCAAGAACAUAUUCAUUUUAUCCGGACAAAGCAACAUGUCAGGCCGUGGCGGAGUCUUAAUUCAGACCAGCCCAUCAGGUGCAGAUAAUUUGACUUGGGACGGUGUCGUUCCACUUGAAUGUCAGUCCAAUCGAUCAAUCCUCCGACUUAGUUCACAACUUAAAUGGGUUGAGGCUCAAGAACCCCUGCACAAAGACAUAGAUGCGACUCGAACUUGUGGGGUUGGGCCUGGAAUGUCAUUUGCCGAUAGACUCUUAAAAAGACGCCCAAAUAUUGGAGCGAUUGGAUUGGUCCCCUGUGCUAUUGGAGGGACAAAUGUUACUCAAUGGGCUCGUGGCAGCUCCCUUUAUAACCAGAUGAUAAAUAGGACGAAGGCGGCCUUUCAUGGUGGAGGGACGAUACGAGGAUUGUUAUGGUACCAGGGUGAGAGUGACACACAUACACUUGAGGAUGCAAAAUUGUAUAAACUCAGAUUGAAGAGAUUCUUCAAACAUGUACGCGAUGAUUUGCAGCUACCUACACUUCCUAUAAUUCAGGUGGCAUUAGCAACAGGAGAAGGGCGAUAUACGGAGGUGAUCAGGAAAGCUCAGCUGGGGAUUAAUCUUCCGAACGUGAGAAUUGUUGAUGCUAAAGGGAUGUCAAUUGGUCCAGAUUUUUUGCACCUUACAACUCCAGCCCAAGUCCAUCUUGGGAAAAUGCUGGCUGAUGCCUUCCUUCAUAUUCACACGGAAAAAUCUAAUUAAGUCAUGAGGUUGGUAGGCUAUGCUUCUCUUGGCAUUACAUUAGCUACCAGUGCAUAUAUUAAUCGAAAUUAUGUACAUAAGCUACCAAAUUUUGCAGUAUUGGUGAAGUUGUUGGCGGACUCUGGAAAAGAACAUGAGAAAAGUUGUUAGCUAAACUGUGAAAUUUAAAUAGUUUAUGCUGUGUCGUUCGUGCUAUUUUAAAUUCAUCUUAUUCGGCAAGCUUUGUUAUAAUCUCCAUGAGGUUCUUUUAAUAGUCUUUUAAAGUUGUACUGUGUGUUGUUAUAAUUGCUUUAUUUCCAUUUGAGUGAACCAACUCAUCUACCGAUCACUCGUUACAUCUUAGUAGCACAAGUCUCGCAUAACUCUUAUCCAACAAAGCUUGAGCAGAUGAGAAAAA
Molecule: messenger RNA, 1476 nt
Organism: Lycium ferocissimum
Lineage: Eukaryota; Viridiplantae; Streptophyta; Magnoliopsida; Solanales; Solanaceae
Product: probable carbohydrate esterase At4g34215
Exons: 3
Coding region: 252-1079 (275 amino acids)
Source: RefSeq, a predicted model, not a curated record